Didymosphaeria variabile is the source of this 1815-nucleotide messenger RNA. It is a transcript of the gene cyp15, whose product is annotated as Peptidyl-prolyl cis-trans isomerase cyp15. NCBI's taxonomy places the organism in Eukaryota, Fungi, Ascomycota, Dothideomycetes, Pleosporales, Didymosphaeriaceae. Gene Ontology annotation, molecular function: peptidyl-prolyl cis-trans isomerase activity; protein binding. The transcript has 2 exons. The coding region runs from base 1 to 1815 and encodes 604 amino acids. The record is from RefSeq and is a predicted model, not a curated record. Gene Ontology annotation, biological process: protein peptidyl-prolyl isomerization; protein folding.
AUGGUAUCACAGAUGAGACGUCCUCAGACGACGACUUUGGACCUACGCUCCCCUUCCUCGGCCCCUAAGAAGAAAAAGCGCAAGCUACCUUAUGAAAAACUCUACGUCGCAGCCUUACCGACCUCUAACCGCUACUUCAAAUCACUGAUGCACCGCGAACAAUUGUGCUAUACUACUUUUACACCACUCACCGACUUUCUGGUCACAAGUUCAAUCGAUGGCGUUGUCAAAUUCUGGAAGAAGGAUUUCGGAGGGGUUGAGUUUGUGAAAGAAUUCCGGGCCCACGAUGGCGAGAUACGGUCUGUGAGCGUCAGUGCGGACGGUCGCAGCUUUGCAACCUGCGGAACGGAUAAAUCAGUCAAGAUAUUCGAUGUAGUUACAUUCGACCUGCUGGCAAUGUUGAGCUUGAGUUAUACCCCAAAGACUGUCUGCUGGGUGCAUGGAAGGGGCGCGUCAUUCCCGCAGCUGGCCGUAUCUUCCGAAGAGAAUUCCUGGAUACGUAUCUACGACGGCAGAGGAGAAAAUUUGGAGCCCUUGCAUACCUUGAAAAGCGUACAUAAGGCGCCUGUCGCUCUGAUGGUUUAUAACAGCCAAUUUGAUUGCGUGGUGUCCGUCGACCAGGGCGGCAUGGUAGAGUACUGGCAGCCGAGCGGCAACUUCGAAAAACCGGACAACGUAUUCUCUAUGAAAAGCUCUACGAACUUAUUUGAGUUCAAAAAGGCAAAAUCUGUGCCUGUGUCACUCACAAUGUCGCCCACUGGGAAACAAUUUGCCGCACUCUCGUUCCCAGACCGCAAAAUACGUAUCUUCGACUUCGAAACAGGAAAACUCCACCGGACAUAUGACGAAUCGAUCCAAACUAUACAAGAGAUGCAACAAGCCGGGACCGCCGUGCAACAUCUUGAAGACAUCGAGUUCGGCCGAAGGCUUGGGAUAGAGCGUGAUCUAGACCAACCUUCUGUGCGAUCCCGUAUGAACGUUGUCUUUGACGAGACUGGUCAUUUUAUAUUAUACGGCUCAAUGUACGGCGUCAAAGUUCUCAACACCACAACCAAUCGCAUAGUGAAGCUUUACGGGCAAGAAGAACCAUUUCGGCCACUGUGGUUAUCUCUGUACCAGGGCCAGCCCGAGAAGAAAGGUGUAGUCACUGUGGAAAUGGCAGCCAGCGAGAAUCCACUGCUACAAGAAGCUGAAGCCCGCGACGCGAUGCUGGCCUCUACGGGUUCAGGAAAGGUCCGCUUUUAUAUGUUUACGAACGAUAACACCGUAGCCAAGUCUGAGCGGGAUGUGCAAAACGAAAAGCCUCGUAAUGCCGGCUCUUUGAAAAGACCGGAAGAGAAGAUCGCGGUCACAGGGUCAUCAGCAGUCAUACAUACUACAUACGGCGACAUAACGGUGCGUCUCUUCCCGGAAGCGGCACCCAAGUCCGUGGAGAACUUCGUAACGCACGCGAAGAACGGAUACUACAAUAAUGUUAUCUUCCACCGCGUAAUCCGUAAGUUUAUGAUCCAAACCGGCGAUCCGCUCGGUGACGGUACGGGUGGUGAGUCCAUCUGGGGUCGUGAAUUUGAAGACGAAUUCUCAAGCCUGAGCCACGAUAAGCCGUACACACUUAGCAUGGCCAAUGCAGGUCCAAACACGAAUGGCUCGCAGUUUUUUAUCACCACGGAGAAGGCGCAUUGGCUGGACAACAAGCAUACGAUUUUUGGGCGUGCCGUGCAGGGGCUAGAUGUGGUACACAAGAUUGAGAAUACGAAGACGUAUAAGGAAAAGCCGGAGGACGAUAUCAAGAUCAUUAGUAUCUCGAUUUCAUAG